AUGAUGGCGAAUCGCGCGGGUGAAUCUAAGGAGUUGUUGCUGAGCGCGACUCGCUCAAAUACUCUCUCGUCUGGAAGAACACCGCAGAUUACCAGAAGCGUUCCUAGCAGGUAUAGUGCCAGGAGAAGCUCUCUGUUCACCUCCCAGUCUUCUGCACGGCCAUCUUUAGCCCCUGGCAUAUACACUUCUGUGACUUGCAAAGAUACUCGACCACUUCGAGACAAAAGCUUUCAGUCGGAGUGCAUGCGCAAUGUCAGCGACUACUUAGCAAUUGCGCGAUACCCUGCUCCCCUCACGCCUAAGACAUUUAUCUCUCCUACUGCGAAAGAGUUUCAAUCGAUCUUUCGCUUUUUGAUCGUCGCUCUUAUAGGACCUGGCUUGUCGUGGACAAAGAAGUUCGAGGAUGAUGCUUUAUCAAUACUCAGAGAUCUACGGUAUCCCGGUCUGGACUCUGUAAGCAAAACCGCGUUCACAGCGCCGGGAGCUCCGCAAUCAUGGCCUGGUAUGCUGGCCAUGCUCAAUUGGCUGGUGGAGCUGUGCAAGGCCCAUGACAAUUGGAACAACAACGAUUGCAUUUCGGACCCGAUUCUCAUGCAUCCAUCGCAAUUAGCCAUGGACCAUCCUUACCUAGAAGAUCGCCUGUUGUGGAACUUUGUUUCUACGACUUAUGAUCAAUGGUUUGACGGCGGUGCUGAAGAAUUCCAUGAAGCUGAAUCAGAACUGAAAAAGAUGUAUGAUCGUGCGUCAUCAGCGACGUCCGAGAAAGUUGCGGACCUUGAAGCUCAAGUACAGAAGAAGAUGGUUGAGCUUCACCAACUGCAUGCGCAAGAGCCUCCCUUGAAGAGAAUGGAAGACGAGUACAUCCAGUUAAUGAGUGAUAAAACUAAAUUCAUCGCUUUCAUAGAGCUCCACAGACAGAAGGCAGAGAAAACACGGCAAGCCAUAGUCAAGAUAAAGAGUGCGGUGUCAAGUCAAUCCGACGACCUGGACCAGCAUCGACUGGAAUUGACUCAGAUCGAACUUGCAGUUGCUGCCCAGAAUCUAGCGCCUGACGAAGUCACUCGAAUGAACAACGAACGAGACUCCCUUCAUCGAGGCCUUGACGAGUUGCGGACCAGAAUCGCUGAAGCUAGUCAAUCGGCUUAUGACCACGAAAUGCUGGUCACUAAAGCCAUGGAUCGUUUUGAAAGUCUUCAUGCCGAAUACAUUGAUCUUGCCCACCAUAUUGGUCUCCCCCCUCAAUUAGCCGAUAUAACACUUUCCGAUACACACGGAUUAGGAUUGGACCUCAACUUGGAUCUGGGGGUUGAAGAUCUCGAAGCUCUCAAACUAUCGGGAGCUGUGAUGCGCUCGUCUGUUUGGCAAGACCUGCAAUCGCGACGGGAAGCAUACCGACAGGACGGACUUCAGCUCGGUAAUAGCUCGAUCACUUUAGAAGAUCAAUACGAUCGUUUGCAACAACAAGCGGAGCGGCAAAAGGAGGAGAUCAUGACGUUAGAAGUGAAGUUGAAGAUGAUUCACGAACAGGCUGAAGCUGGACAGGCAAAACUGACAGCUGAGAACGCCAACACGAAUAAAGUCAUUGUUCAGCUAGAAACUGAAGUGGCUAACAUGCUCACAGCCAGUCAGCAAGGCGUGCUUGUCACUCAAUCUCAAUUGGAGAGUGCAAAAAUUGCAUACAAAGAGCUCCGACAUCGAACAGCGAUCCUUCAAGAUUCAAUGGUAGGUCAGGUAGGAAGUCACAUCGAUGCUAUUAUAAGGGCAAAAGAGCAUGCUACCAAUAGUUUGAGAAGUAUCAGAUCCAUGGCAGAAUCUCAGUGA
Kwoniella shivajii is the source of this 1821-nucleotide messenger RNA. RefSeq lists its product as uncharacterized. The record is from RefSeq and is a predicted model, not a curated record. Gene Ontology annotation, biological process: attachment of mitotic spindle microtubules to kinetochore. The transcript has 8 exons. Gene Ontology annotation, cellular component: Ndc80 complex. Bases 1 to 1821 code for a protein of 606 amino acids. NCBI's taxonomy places the organism in Eukaryota, Fungi, Basidiomycota, Tremellomycetes, Tremellales, Cryptococcaceae.